AUGGGAAGCUUAGCUCAUAUUGAGGCAGACAAGCGAACUAUGAUGAAGGAAGUCCACCGCUUAGCAAGUCUAGGAGUUCGACUCUUGGACUCCGAAGAUGGUGGCGUUGUUCUCCAGAAGAGGGUCGAAUCCUCCUUAGUAGCUGAAGUGAAGGAAAAACAGUUCAGUGAUCCCUACUUAUUGCAGUUGAAGGAGGAAAUUCACAAACACAAGACUACGACUUUUGAACGAGGGGGAGAUGAUGGUACUUUGAGGUACAGAGGCAGAAUAUGCGUUCCAGACGUAGAUGGUCUCAGAGAGCUGAUUAUGUCAGAAGCCCACAAUUCCAGCUAUCACUCUAGUAUCAAGAUGGCACCGUACGAAGCUUUGUAUGGGCAAAGGUGUAGAUCACAAAUUGGUUGGUUUGAAGUUAGAGAAGCGGAGUUGUUAGGACCCGAUUUGGUCUAUCAGGCUAUGGAAAAAGUCAACUUGAUGCAAAAGCAUUUGAAAACGGCUCAAAGUCGCCAAAAGUCCUAUUUGAACGUGCGGCGUAGAGACGUAGAGUUCCAAGUUGAUGAUUGGAAAUUCAUGGGAGACCCAUCACUUAUGGUUCCUACGGAGAUUAUAGGGGUUAAAGACAGCUUGACUUACGAAGAAAUUCUAGUGGCUAUUCUUGAUCGUCAAAUCCGCAAGCUCAGAAUUAAGGAAAUUGCUUCGGUAAAAGUGCUUUGGAGGAAUCAAAAUAUUGAAAAGGCUAUGUGGGAAGACGAAGAGGACAUGAAGUCCAGAUAUCCCCAUGUCUUUGAAGAGCAAACGGAAAAUGUGGAAGUAUUUACUCAGCUUAGUAUUCAGUGA
Molecule: messenger RNA, 834 nt
Organism: Nicotiana attenuata
Lineage: Eukaryota; Viridiplantae; Streptophyta; Magnoliopsida; Solanales; Solanaceae
Exons: 4
Coding region: 1-834 (277 amino acids)
Source: RefSeq, a predicted model, not a curated record